Helianthus annuus (common sunflower) is the source of this 1578-nucleotide messenger RNA. RefSeq lists its product as uncharacterized. Gene Ontology annotation, molecular function: nucleic acid binding; zinc ion binding. The coding region runs from base 1 to 1578 and encodes 525 amino acids. NCBI's taxonomy places the organism in Eukaryota, Viridiplantae, Streptophyta, Magnoliopsida, Asterales, Asteraceae. The record is from RefSeq and is a predicted model, not a curated record. The transcript has 3 exons.
AUGUCAAAAGGGAGCAAUAAUGAUCCGGUGCCGACAAGCACCGAACAAAUGAAAGAAAUAAUUGCCGAGGAAGUAGGAAAGGCAAUUGAAGGCAGUCUAUCUGGGUUUAUAGACAAGAUUCAAGGUACGGUGUUGUCACUCGUAGAAGAACGAGUUAAAAGGUUGGAGGAUACGGUCAACCUUAUGAAAGAUAAAACUGGAGAACGUAAAGGGUGCUCAUACAAAGAAUUCAUGGCGUGUAAACCGCCAAUCUAUAACGGGGAGGUCGACCCGAUAAUUUGCCAAAGAUGGAUAAGCGAUGUUGAAGGAGUGUUUGAACGAACCCAUUGUGACGAAGGUGACUUUGUCGCUUACGGAACGGGUCAAUUGAGAAAUCAAGCCAAGGAUUGGUGGGAUAACAAGAAGAAGGAAAUGGGAACCGAAGCGGCGAGGGCUAUGAGUUGGGACGAGUUUAAGGUACCAUUCCUUAAACACCACAGUCCUAAAGCGGUUAUAAACAGAAUCAAAGAAGAAUUCAUCCAGCUGAGACAAAAGGGUGAAACAAUUGAUAAGAUCACGGGUAUCUUCAUGGAUAAGCUGAGAUUUUGUGACGAGUUAGUCACCACUGAAGAACAAAAGAUAUAUUACUAUUACAACAUGCUGAGUGCUGAAUACCGGGAAUUUAUGACUCCAUCAAAAUACGAGACCCUCACGGAGAUUAUCAACACCGCCCGGGAACGUGAAAUCGAGUUAAAGAAACAAGUGGAAAGAGGUGAGCGAAGGGCACAUGAUGUAAAUCCAAGCCCUACAAAGAAAGCCCGAACGGGAGAAUCGGGAAAGAAGGUGGAUGCUAAGAGUGGGUCGCCAAAUUGUAAAGUCUGCGGGAAAGGACACAAGGGGGAAUGUCGGUUCAAAGACAAGCCAUGCCCCAUAUGUAAUAAGACGGGGCACACGACCUCGCUAUGCCCGGGAAAAGUAUCUGUUUGCUACAAUUGCUAUCAACCCGGCCAUAAAAAGUCCGAAUGCCCGGACUUAGUUGGAAAGAAAGACGCGAAGGAGUCUCCAGCAGAAGCCCCCAAAGCAAAGGCUAGGUCCUUCCAACUUACCGCAGCUGAAGCGAAAACAGAACCCGAUGUGGUUUCAGAGGUCGAAGUAGGGGACAAUAAAAGUUUUAUAGUUUGUGAUGUCUGUCGAGGCUGCAAAUUAAGCAUCAACGAUGAGGAAUACCUGAUAGACUUAAUCCCGAUGUCAAUGGGGGAAUUUCAAGUAGUCGUCGGGAUGGACUGGCUAGCCCAGCACCAUGCAAAAGUCGUGUGUUUCCGCAAAGAGAUAAAAUUAACAUCUCCGAGCGGGAAACACGUUACCAUUUAUGGCAAAAAGGGAGGUAGCCCCAUUGUGUGCUCAAUGAUGAAAGCUCACAAGCUUAUGAAGCGAGGAUGCAAGGCGUUCAUGAUAUACGCAAACGAGCCUGAGAAAGAAUCACAAAAGAUUGAAAAUGUACCGGUAGUAAGAGACUUUCAAGAUGUAUUUCCGGAGGAUUUACCGGGAAUACCGCCUGAACGGGAACUGAACACGCAAACCACUUACGAGAAGUGUUAG